Molecule: messenger RNA, 1221 nt
Organism: Colletotrichum spaethianum
Lineage: Eukaryota; Fungi; Ascomycota; Sordariomycetes; Glomerellales; Glomerellaceae
Product: alkali-sensitive linkage protein 1
Exons: 1
Coding region: 1-1221 (406 amino acids)
Biological process (GO): fungal-type cell wall polysaccharide metabolic process
Cellular component (GO): fungal-type cell wall
Source: RefSeq, a predicted model, not a curated record
AUGUACGCCAAGAAGGCUCUUUCCGUCAUCGCCUCGCUCGCUCUCGCUGAGCAGGCCCUGGGCUUUAACGCUCAUCGCCACAUGCACCAGGAGAAGCGUGCUUACAAGUACGACAUCGUCACUGAAUGGGUCACUGUCACCAUCAUCGAGGGCGAGUCUGCCCCUGCCAGCACUCCCACUCCGACUCCUACCCCUGCUGCUGCCCAACCUGAGGUCCAGUACACCCCGACCACCACCUCGACUUCCAUCGUCGUGAUCUCGACCCCCACCCCGGUCAUCGCUGCUCUUAGCACUACUUCCAUUCCCACUCCGGCGGCUCCCAGCACCACUCUGGUCACUUCGGUUGCCCCCAAGCCCUCUUCCCAGGCUCCCAUCAUUGAGCAGGCUAUUGCCGUCUCCUCUGCGCCCGCCUCUUCCCAGGCUGCCGUCAUGGAGCAGGCUGUUGCCGUCUCUUCUACUCCCGUCUCUUCUGCCAAGGUUGCUACUGCUAGCACCAGCUCUGCUUCCACCGGUGGCAAGCGCGGUAUCGCUUACAACGAUCCUACCAAGGUCAACGCCUUCUUCACCGGCUCUUGCAAGGACUGCUCGUGGGCUUACAACUGGGACUCGAGCGACAACGGCCUCACCGCUUCCGGCGUCGACUUCGUCCCCAUGCUCUGGGGCCCCAUCGACACCCACACCGCCCGCUGGACCGAGAAUGCCGACGCCGCCAUCGCCAAGGGCUCUACUCACAUUCUGAGUUUCAACGAGUGUGACAAUGCCGCCCAGUGCAACCUCGACGCCGGCUCUGCCGCCACCGCUCACGUCAAGUACAUCAACCCCUAUUCCGGAAAGGUUAAGAUCGGUGCCCCUGCCAUCACCAACAGCAACAUUGCCGGUGAGGGUCUCGACUGGCUCAAGUCCUGGGUUUCCGCUUGCAACACCGCUGGCUGCGCCUACGACUUCUGCGUCACCCACUGGUACUCCCCCUCGGACGCCGCUUCCACCCUUUUUGACCACCUCCAGUCGGUCCACGAGAUCUGUGGCGGCAAGCCCGUCUGGCUCACCGAGUUUGCCCCCUUCGGCAGCAGCGACCAGAUCACCAGCUUCGUCCAGACCAACGUCCCCAAGUUGGACAGUCUCGAGUACCUCGACCGCUACUCCUACUUCAUGGCCAGCGACGGCGUUCUCAACUCCGGCUCUGGCCUCAGCGCUCUUGGCCAGGCCUAUGCCUCUGCCUAA